Molecule: messenger RNA, 1995 nt
Organism: Phaedon cochleariae (mustard beetle)
Lineage: Eukaryota; Metazoa; Arthropoda; Insecta; Coleoptera; Chrysomelidae
Source: the annotation of a GenBank genome assembly
AUGAGCCUACAUGAGCAGACAUACAAACCAUAUGGGUCACCCUCAUUCAAGAAUUCUGAUGAAAUAAGGAUCGCCGUCAACUUUCAAGAUCUGAUUCUUGAUAUUUCUGAAAGUUACAUCUAUAUUGAGGGAAAAUUCACACCAAACGAUGCCACUAAAACCUGCUAUCUAUCUAAUAAUGCUCUAGCAUUCUUAUUCGAUGAAAUACGCUAUGAAAUGGGUGGCGAACAAGUAUGCAUGGUACGAAAACCAGGCAUCACUACUACCAUGAAGAGUAUGAUUUCUUAUGGAGAGAGUAAUAUGAAAUUCCUAGAGACAAUUGGAUGGGGCCUUGAUGGUGGCAAGCAGGUGCUUCUAGAUAAAGCUAGCAACGUUUUUAGCGGCAAACUACCCCUUAAAUAUCUGAUGGGGUUUGCCGAAGAUUAUUGUAGAGGUAUUUUGAAUAUCAAACAGGAGCUAAUACUCAUCAUAGCUCGCUCAUUCAAGAACUCAUAUAUUGGGGAAGUGGACGCCGAUGUGGAGAUUAACAAAAUUGAGUGGAAGAUAAGACAUGUGAUGCCAUCAGAUAAGCAGAAAUUGAAGCUAUUGACCCGUUUGAAUAGAAGUUCUACGGCAAAAGUGAAAAUUGCAUACAGGAUGUGGGAUCUGUAUGAGUUACCGACUAUUCGUGAAACAGCAUCUGACAUUUGGGCCGUUAAAACUACCAAUAGCCUCGAGCGGCCUCGAUAUAUCAUCAUUGGAUUCCAAAACACUGAUAACACUGAUAAUAGAUCUGAGGAUAUCACACAAUUCACCCAUGCAGGAGUGAGCAAUAUUCGCCUGUAUUUGAAUUCCGAAGUUUAUCCAUACGAGCGAUGGAAUUUGGAUUUCGAUAAGAAAUUAGAUGCAGUAGCCUAUUAUGCAUAUGACAACUUCCAACGUAGUUACUACGGCAAAGACAUGAGCGAACCAAUGAUGAGCAUCGAGGAAUUCCGAAAAAACCCACUAUUCAUCAUUGACUGCAACCACCAACCCGAUGCGAUGAAAUCCUCCACUGUCGACAUCAAUGGCAACACCGCAUUACAAAGUCUCGAAGACUUGAUAAUGAACAGCGUGAUUCAUCGAUAUUGCAUGAAAAUUCAUGGUCGUCUUCCUUGGAGAAGCUAUUGUGAGGAUGCUUUGUCAUUGGGACACAUUCCUACAGUGAUCACGGAAUCUCGCUUUACCACAACCGGCUUUAUAACAAGUCAUGGUCUGGACUCGCCCUGCUACCAGCCGCCGACUGCGACGCCGGCCAACGUCGGCCUCGGCGGCGGGCCGUUCCUGGCGUCGAUGAACGCGUCGGGAAGCGGUUACGCCGCCAAGCUACGCCAGGAGGCGAUCGCCACCCCCCAGAGCGCCGGAAACCCCUUCAUGAUGCACCAAGACAUGCCAUCCCCAUACCCGCCCCACCACCAACCGUCGCCGCCGCUGAGCAUCCCCUCGCCCCACAUGAUGGACCAGCAGCACCGCCACACGCCCCACCCCCUACACCAGCUCACAGCCAUCUCGAUGCCGAUGACGCCGCCCCAUUCUAACUCUAACAUGUCCAUGACGCCGCCCCAUUCCAACGAGAACAUGCCGCCCGACGGGUGGACAAAGGUCGCGUCUGAGGAUGGCGGGUUCGGAGAGCCGAAACUGGGGGAGAGCGGGCAGCCCUUGGCGGAGAACAACGGCGGGUUCUUGGGGUUGUAUGGGGGGGAGCAACAGGUGGAUGGGAGUGAUCAGCAGCACAAGCAGCGCGUCGCGCCACCGCAACCAUCUCACCCCCCACAGCCGCCCGCAGCGCCUGCCCCCGCCAAAAGACCGCCCACCAAGCCGCUGCCCGACUUCAACGAGGCCUUCGGAUCGACGGAGCGCGGGCGGUUCCAGAGCCCGCCCGACCCGCGUCUCGGCCCCAACAAGGGCGGCUACCUCGACCUCUUCUACGGGGACGGCUGCCCGCCUGCGGUCAAGUUCGAGGAUUUCCAGUUAUAA